UAGCAAUCCUCAUCAUCUAGAAGCUUUCUUCCAGAACUGACCAUUACGCAGCUUAAAGUGAACCGUGACUGUAUACCCUUGUCUUCUUUUCAUCACCGCAUACGCACGAAGCAUCUCUGACCCAAAAUGUCCAACUCUGAUACUAAGCCUUUUCCUGCUGAAAAGACAUUCAGCUCCUACAAUCAGGAGCAAGGCAAGGCUUAUGCUGAGAUCCGACGCGAUUAUCACCCCAAAGUAUAUCAAACCGUUCUUGACCAGCACCUCUCUACAGACGGCAAGCUACACACUCUUUUGGACGUUGGCUGUGGUCCAGGCAAUGUUGCUCGCUCUCUCGGCGUGAAUUUUGCUCACGUCAUUGGUCUGGAUCCUUCUGAUGGUAUGAUCAAGACUGCUCGCUCCCUAGGUGGCAGCUCGGCCACUUCUGAACCUAUCCGUUAUGAGGUUUCGACCGCCGAAGACCUUGGCCAGCUUCAGGACUCAAGCAUUGACCUGAUUACAAUCGCCAAUGCAGCUCACUGGUUUGACAUGCCUAGAUUCUGGCUCCGAGCAGCAAAAGUACUUAAGCCUGGCGGCAGUGUCGCCAUCUGGUGUAGCGGUGAUAUCCGCACGGAUCCAUCUUUGCCCAAUUCAGAAGCUAUCCAGGCUGCCAUGGACGACUAUCUUCUCCGUUAUUUGCAGCCUUACUAUGAACGUGGUAACUGGAUGACUCGUACCCGGUAUACCGAUCUUCCAAUGCCAUGGAAUAUAACAGAACCAGUCAGCGAGUUUGAUGAACACACCUUUUUCCGUAAGGACUGGGUGCCUGAGGAGGAGCCCUUUUUUGUUGGACUUCCAGAAGCCGAUAUGGAUACGUUUGAGAAAAUGAUGGCAACCCACAGCGCCUAUACGCGAUGGGCUCAAGCGAAUCCGGAUAUUGCUGGGACAGAUAAAGAUGGGAUCAGGAUUCUUCGUAAAGAAAUCGAACGGCUGUUGCAAGAGGCGGGAGUUGAAAAAGGCCGGGAAAAGACAAAAGGGGUUGUCUACGGUGCCGUUUUGGUUGUAAAAAAGAAGGUCUAAUUUGCAACCCCUGCAAUAGAAGUCCAGAGCGAGAUGUAGUUUCUUGUCCCGACGUUUCAUCAAGAGCAUAUAUAGUGUCAGCUUCUAUACUA
Molecule: messenger RNA, 1148 nt
Organism: Talaromyces proteolyticus
Lineage: Eukaryota; Fungi; Ascomycota; Eurotiomycetes; Eurotiales; Trichocomaceae
Product: S-adenosyl-L-methionine-dependent methyltransferase
Exons: 1
Coding region: 127-1056 (309 amino acids)
Molecular function (GO): S-adenosylmethionine-dependent methyltransferase activity
Source: RefSeq, a predicted model, not a curated record